Messenger RNA from Entrophospora candida, 324 nucleotides. NCBI's taxonomy places the organism in Eukaryota, Fungi, Glomeromycota, Glomeromycetes, Entrophosporales, Entrophosporaceae. The record is from the annotation of a GenBank genome assembly.
AUGAGUAAAAACCAAUUAUAUCAACCAACUUGUGUUCGUAAAUUCCUCAGACCGGAUGCUACUCCUUUAACACCUGAAGAUAUUGAAGAGAUCAGGAAUGCACCCGGAAAUAUCUCAAACGCGGGCCAUAUUAUGUGUAAAAAAUUUCAUAUAGUCAAGAAACUAAAUGAAUCGAGGCCUGCUUCGCAAGGUUCAUCUACACAGCAAUCUUCACCCUCACUUUAUGGGACGGAAAAAAUAAGCGGAGAUGCCUUAUACAAAAAAGAAGCUAAGAGAGAUGAAAAGAAUAAAGCAAAUGUGGUUCGUUUAUUAAGCACUACUUAG